UUGAAUUCUUAAAGACACACUACAUCAAGUUUUUCAGGGAACCGUUAACAUUCCUUUACUCCAUUAAAGUACUAUCGUAUCUUUCUUUAACUCUAUAUAGAAAAAUGGUAAGGUUUUUAUCGAUAUACAAAACCUUCUUGCGUGGCGCACUGAAACUAGUCGGGAUGACGACUCAAGCAGUCGAGAUCGAGCCAGGGACGGUCUUGAACUUCUGGCUUCCAACAGAUACAACUAACAACAAGCCAACUCUGGUGUUUCUUCACGGGUUUGGAUUCGAUGGUAUUCUAACUUGGCAAUUUCAGGUGCUAGCCUUGGUCAAAACGUAUGCAGUCUACGUUCCGGAUUUUCUCUUCUUUGGCGGCUCGUUCACGGACCGACCUGAGCGGACAGUGGAGUUUCAAAGUGAGUGUAUGGCUAGGGGACUGAGGAAACUCGGCGUGGAGAAGUGCACCUUGGUUGGGCUCAGCUAUGGCGGGAUGGUGGCGUUCAAAAUGGCUGAGAUGUACCCUGACUUGGUUGAAUCGAUGGUGGUGACUUGCUCAGUCAUGGCGUUAACAGAGUCUGUCAGCAAUGCUGCGCUUCAGAGAAUCGGUUUCUCUAGCUGGCCGGAUUACUUGCUUCCUAAAACGGCCGACGGUACGAAGACUCUCCUUGACAUCGCCACUUACAAUCUGCCAAGACUUCCCCAAUUCAUUUACAAAGAAAUUUUGGAGAUGAUUUCUAUCUACAGAAAGGAGAAAACUGAACUUCUAGAGGCUCUGGUCAUAAGUGAUAGGGAAUUUACUAUCCCUCGUUAUCCACAGAAGGUAUAUCUCUUGUGGGGUGAAAAUGAUUUGAUUUUCGAUAUGGAAACUGCCCGGAAUUUGAAAGAACAAGUUGGACAGAAAGCAACAUUGAAGGCAAUAGAGAAGGCAGGUCAUCUUGUUAACCUGGAACGACCAUGCGUUUACAACAGGGAGCUCAAGAGAAUUCUUGCCUCUGCUCAACAAAGCUAGUGGAAAUUCUUGCAUUUCUGGUGUUGAUCGAUGA
Pistacia vera is the source of this 1029-nucleotide messenger RNA. RefSeq names its product epoxide hydrolase 4-like. Bases 105 to 995 code for a protein of 296 amino acids. The transcript is spliced from 4 exons. NCBI's taxonomy places the organism in Eukaryota, Viridiplantae, Streptophyta, Magnoliopsida, Sapindales, Anacardiaceae. The record is from RefSeq and is a predicted model, not a curated record.